CUCCUCACCCACGACACCCACCCGCAGGACUCGUCAACACGUCGACGUGCUGCACUUCGUAUCUUGCUCCCGCUGCGAAUAGCUUCCGUCAUCUCGCAACAACCACUCUCGCGUCAUGGCUGACAACGCUUGGGGUGCUACCCCCGCUGCCACCGAGGCCGAGGCCGGUGCCUGGGGCACUUCGGAUCUUCAGUCGGCACUCGCUGAGACCAACGGCCACGCUGAUCAUCACUCAACCAACACUGAGAACGGCGCCCCUGCCCCCGUUGUGCAGGUCGUCCCUCCCAAGCUUGAGGGUUGGGUCGAGGCGACUCCGUACCAGUACGACGAAUUUGCCAAUCGUGAGACAGAGUGGGAUGGCCAGGCCCGCAUCUAUGAGUGGGAUGGCGAAGAGGGCGACAUUGGCCCCGAGUUCCCGGAGUUGGAGGUCCAGCUCUUUGGUCCCGUCGAGGAACGCGGCCGCAGGGGUAUCGACUUCUCCGCCAUUGCUGAGCUCCAGCUUGUCCAAGAGGGACCUACUCGUGUCGAGCCUAUCGACUCUUUCAGGGCUGCUGGCCUGCACCCAGCCAUGCUCCGCAACGUCGAGCUUGCGGGCUACGAUGUGCCAACCCCCAUCCAGCGCUACUGUGUCCCCGCGAUCAGCCAGGGACACGAUGUCAUUGCCAUCGCACAGACUGGUUCUGGUAAGACAGCGGCUUAUCUUAUUCCCAUCAUCAACAAGCUGAUGGGCAAGGCGAAGAAGUUGGCGGCCCCUCGUCCCAACCCCGCCACCUAUCAGCCCGGAAUCGACCCGCCCUGCAGAGCUGAGCCUCUCGUCGUUGUUGUCUGCCCCAGCCGUGAGCUGGCGGUUCAGAUCUUCAAUGAGGCCAGAAAGUUUUGCUAUCGUUCUAUGCUGCGCCCUUGCGUCCUUUACGGCGGCGGCCCGAUGAGGGAGCAGAUGGAGCAGAUUGCGAAGGGCUGCGACAUCCUCGUCGCAUCUCCCGGUCGUCUGAUCGACUUCAUGGAUCGCCCGGAGAUCCUGUCGUUGCGCCGUGUCCGCUACAUGGUGAUUGAUGAGGCAGACGAGAUGCUUGAUGCCGAUUGGAAGGAUGAUCUCGACCAGAUUCUCUCUGGUGGUGACCAGGAAGAGGGCAACAUCAAGUAUAUGCUGUUUUCAGCUACUUUCCCCAAGGCCGCUCGUGACCUUGCCAAGACUCAUCUUGCCGACAACCAUGUGCGCCUCCGCGUUGGACGUGCCGGAAGCACCCAUAGCAACAUCAAGCAGGACAUCGUCUGGGUCGAGCCCUAUCUGAAAAAGCAAGCUUGCCUCGAUCUCCUCAACACGGUGCCUCCCGGCCGCACCAUCAUUUUCGUCAACAGCAAACGCGCUGCUGAUGAGCUCGAUGACUUCCUGUUCAACAAGGGAGUUCCUUGUGUCAGUAUGCACGGCGAGAGAACCCAGAGGGAGCGUGAGGCUGCCAUGCGCGCCUUCCGUGCCGGAAGAUCGCCCGUGCUGAUCACUACCGCCGUCACUGCUCGCGGUAUCGAUGUGCGUAACGUUUUGCACGUCAUCAACUUCGACCUCCCCUCCGCCAUGUAUGGUGGUAUUGAGGAGUAUACUCAUCGCAUCGGUCGCACUGGUCGUAUCGGCCACAGAGGUCUUGCCACCUCUUUCUAUACCGAGCGUGACGAGGAUCUCGCUUCUGUUCUAACCCGGACUCUCCUCGAGACCGGUCAGGAGAUCCCGGACUUUCUCCAGCCAUACAUCCCCGAGGACACAGAGCAUCUUCACUUCGAGGCCGAUUCGGACUUUGAGGAGGAGGUUGCCGGCGGCGAUGAUGUUGGCGGUGAUGACGCUGGCGAUGGCUGGGGCGCUGGUGGUGACGCCGGUGGUGACGCCGAUGAUGCUGGCGACGGCUGGGGCGCUGGCGGUGAUGCCGGCAAUACCUCUGUGCCUGCUACCAAUGACUAGUAAUCGCAGCACAGGACACAGCACAAUCUGACGGAGGCGCUUGAGGUUUGUUUCCGGGUUGAGCCACCACAAGUUUAUGGUGACUUGUGGUUUGUCAGGUAUUUCUCCGACCAGCAGCAGGUUAACGGGUCUUUUGCAACGGCAUCUAGGUGUAAAAUGGAGGCUGUAUUGGAAGGGUACCGUUGGACCAUAAUGAUAUCGUGCAAGGUCAUCGGAUAUAAGGGUGAGGUAUUGGAUCUCCAUUGGUAUCAUGAUGCUUGGAGUUCUUGGAGGUAGUCCAUAAUAGGUGAUAGUUAAGACCUUGACGAUCUAGUCUUUGUGCCUGCAGUUGACCGUGAUGAGUGUGA
Molecule: messenger RNA, 2298 nt
Organism: Neurospora tetraspora
Lineage: Eukaryota; Fungi; Ascomycota; Sordariomycetes; Sordariales; Sordariaceae
Product: P-loop containing nucleoside triphosphate hydrolase protein
Exons: 4
Coding region: 116-1951 (611 amino acids)
Cellular component (GO): nucleus
Molecular function (GO): RNA helicase activity; ATP binding; RNA binding
Source: RefSeq, a predicted model, not a curated record